Messenger RNA from Owenia fusiformis, 2139 nucleotides. NCBI's taxonomy places the organism in Eukaryota, Metazoa, Annelida, Polychaeta, Sabellida, Oweniidae. The record is from the annotation of a GenBank genome assembly.
GGUAUUUUCCUGCAGAUUCACAAGGAGAACCCUGCACAAUGACAGAGAUGAACACCUAUGGCUACAAUGUAACUGACCUUGAGUUCAUACAAAGCAUUAACGAGUCCCUGUUUACCAUGGCAAUGGAUGGAAAUGAUUCAACAGCAUUCCUGGAGAAUGUCACAUUUGAACAGAAUCUAGACUCUGGGAGUACACCGAACCGAUUCCACAAAGAAUAUUUCUGGAUUGACAAAGCUGUUAUUCCCACUAUCUGCGCCUUUGGGAUUAUUGGUAACAUACUAAAUUUGAUUAUACUAAUGCACAAGCAAAUCAGAUCAACAAUGGACACGAUGGAGAAAUCAGCCCACAUUGGAUUAUUCUCACUGGCAAUUUCUGACUUUUGUUUUUGCCUGAUUGUGUUCUGUCACGCUUUCUUGCCAGAGGUCCACAUAUUUCUCCACAAGACAUUCACACUGUACUAUAUCGUGUUCAGUCAUGCUUUCAUUAACAUUUUCAUAAUGACAAGCACUUGGUUGACUGUUGUUAUGGCAACAGGACGCUACCUUGCCAUUUGUUACCCUCUCAGAUGUAGAACAACAAUAGAGCUCUCCUGGAGCAAGUGGGCAAUUGUCCUCGUCUACAUCAUUAGUGUCUUGUUCAAUAUUCCUUGGUUUUUCCAAAUGUAUAUCCAAAGGGUCUGUAUAAAUGAUAACUACAUUUACUACCCAGCCCAGGGGAGUAUUACAUUGUCAUCUGCUUUUAAAGAUGGCUAUCGUAUCAUGUGGGGGGUAAUUUGUAAUUUUGUUCCCUUAAUUGUAUUAGUCUUUUGUAACUGUUGCCUUAUUAAGGCUUUGCAUAACUCACGUCACAUGCACCGUGCCCUAAGUGCUAAUCCACCAAUCAAAGAAACACGCCAGAGGCUCACAACAAUUCUUGUUGUUAUUGUCCUACUGUUCUGUGUACUCGUAUCACCUUCUGAGAUCAUGAAAUUUUUCUUCAAAAUUUUGCAAACUGACAAUUUAGAGGCUUAUCAGAUGAUCCAAAAAAUUGGAAACAUUCUUCAAGCAAUUAAUUUCUCUAUCAAUUUCCUACUUUACUACAGUAUAAAUUUACCAUUUCGACAAGUUUUUAAGGGACUUAUGAUGCCAUGUGCUAAAAAGAAUCAAAAAUUACCAGUCCAGCAGAAUGGUGCAUCAUUUCGUUCAAAUAGCUCUAUGAUAAGCGUUAAGAAGCUACCCUCCUGUUCAUCUGACACUAUGGUAUGACUAGAUAAACAUGGCAAGCACUGGAAAUUUACAAAUAACUUGAGUUCAAAAUCAUCCAAAAGGACUAAGUCUUUAGAACACCUAUAAACUAGGUUUAUAAAGAAAUGUAUUGAUUCAAAUUCAAAAGUGAAUUGUAUGUCCAUAUUACAACUGUAAAAUGUAUGGGUACUCAGUACAUGUACUAUACAUAUGUGUAUAUCAAUAUUGCAUUAUUAAAUAAUGUUACCCAUAUUUGACUUAUAGAGAGGGAUGGAAAGGACCAGGGAUAGUAUGGCAACUGAUUUUCAAUAGUCGUAUUUUAAAUAUUUUCUCAGCAUAAAUGCAAGAAAGUUAGAUGGUGUUGAACGUGUUCUUUUAAAGAUAUCAAAUUUUGGUGAUAAAAAUAAGAUAGAAAACAAGGCAUGACAUGCAACAUGGUGGUUAGAUGGUGACAUGCAAAAUGUCACCAUCUGCCAUUUGUUACAGACGUCAACCUCCAGACAGCAGUGGGGGUAAUAACAGUAUAUCACCACUUUGGUGGUGACAUAACAAAUUAAUGAGACAAGUUUUCCCUUCAGGACAUUAUUAAAGGAAAUGCCAUUUAAAGUUAAUCACAUUUCAACACAUAUUCCCUUUCCAGAAGUUAAUGACAUAGUGCAGAGAAAGUUCUUAAUCAAUUGAAAAUGGAUCUUCUCAUAUUAAUGGUUAACAUUUAUUCAUGGUUGAAACAGUUCUUUCUCUCCAUAAGUCAAAAGUUGGUCAGGUUACUGAUUACUGAUUAAAUUGUUCUACUGCUUGCCAAAUUGAGACACAUGUAUGACAUAGUAUAGUGUAAAUAAAUUAUUGAUGUAAAACAUUCUCUAUAUAUAGUAAUGAACAGUAAAAUUUGUAUAUAUUUGUAGAUGGUGCACAACAC